CUUAAUGAUAAAAAAAAAAAAUUAUCUUAUCUUCAACAUGAAGGAAUUCUUUAUGGCCAUAAACAUGGAGAUUCUUUGGCAACCAUUGCCAAAAAUAUCAAAUGUGAAUCUACUAUGCCAAAAAAAUGUCCUGAACCAAAAGCUAUAUUUAAUGAAUCUGCAUUAGAAGAACUUAGAAAAAUGGUUAUACAAGAUACCAAACACUCUGAAGAGUUUGAUGAAUCAUGUCUUGUUCCUACUUUAGGAUAUAAUUCUGGUCUUAUGUUCUGGAGGUGUUUCUUGUGGCAUGGGUUAGGAUCUAUAGUUUCUAUUCAUAGUACUAUAAAUGGUAAAGUUUAUACUAAACUUAUAAGAAGACAUGCUAUUUCUGCUAUACAUCAAUUAGUAUCUAAUGGACAAG
This is a messenger RNA of Cetraspora pellucida, 400 nucleotides long. The record is from the annotation of a GenBank genome assembly. NCBI's taxonomy places the organism in Eukaryota, Fungi, Glomeromycota, Glomeromycetes, Diversisporales, Gigasporaceae.